Molecule: messenger RNA, 1975 nt
Organism: Aegilops tauschii subsp. strangulata
Lineage: Eukaryota; Viridiplantae; Streptophyta; Magnoliopsida; Poales; Poaceae
Product: UPF0481 protein At3g47200
Source: RefSeq, a predicted model, not a curated record
GUAGAAAACAUCCUUCCAGCCAAUGCUUUCUGCAAAGCACGCUAGUCUAAAUGAAGUCAAGCAUAAUUCUGGUGUAAUUAAGUUCCUUUGCACCUAACUCUAGGGGACAAGGCAAGUGACAUCGUCCUAUAAUGAUUCAUUAUCCAUAUCAUGUCCCUAUAACCCAGGCCUGCGUAAGUAAGGUAUAAUCCCGUGAUAACACAGCAAGAAAGGAAUAUGGAUGAGAAAGAAAGCCGGCUCUGUCAAUUCUUCCCCUACAUAUACACAACAAUUCAGAAGCACAAAGCGUGUGUAGGGAGACAAGCUACUUCACUUGGUUGCAGGAUGUCGUCGUCGUGGGUGGUGGAUGUCGACUACCUUGAGCCGCAGGCGAACGUGAAGGGAUGGGUGGUGGACAUGGAGAAGAAGCUCGAGGACGCAGAGCCGCCGGCAAAGGUGCAGAGAUGGCCGAAGCACUGCAUCUUCCGCGUCCCAUUGCGCUUCACGAGCAAGAUGGUGGAUGGAAUGGCGAGCAGCGUAUUCAAGCCGCAGACAGUGUCUCUCGGCCCAUUCCACCACGACGACAAGGACCUGAAACCAAUGGAGGAGCACAAGCUGAGGGCCGUCCGUCACCUCCUCCGUCGGGACAGCAAACUGACCCUUGGCGGGCUUGUCGCCGCCAUGGAGACGGUGGCCGACGAGCCGGAGGACGCCUAUAUGAACCUGGGUGACGAAUGGCGGGGCGAGGAGAACAGGGGCAAGUUCCUUGAGAUGAUGAUCACAGACGGCUGCUUCCUGCUGGAGGUGAUGAGGAUGGCCAUAGGGGGGAAGGGCUCCAUUCCCAAGGACUACGAGCAUGGUGACCCCGUCUUCAGCUGGCACGGCAUCCAGCACAUCGGACCAUUUGUCCAGCGCGACAUGCUCCUGGUCGAGAACCAGUUGCCACUGAGGUUGCUCGAGAAAAUCGUCGCAGUGGAGGAAGGGACAUCUCCGAGCGCGGCUUCGAUAAACUCCAUGGUGCUCAAGUUCCUGGAAAGGGAAGAUGCCCCGGAAGGGACCGGCCUGGGACUCCACCCGCUCGACAUCUACCGGACAAGCCGGCUCAAGGGCACAAGUCAGGUCAAGAAUAACGGCAAGGGUCUUCAAAGAGGCGUGAAUAUGACGUCGGCGCCAAUGGAGGUCGGCAUCUUUCGUUCGCAGAAAGUGGUUCCCCGAUCCGCAUGGAAGCUGUCGGAGGCAGGAAUCCGAUUCCUGCCCAGCAAGACAGGCUGCCUCGACGACAUCCAGCUGGACAAUGGGAGGCUCUACAUGCCCAAGGUCCAUAUGGACGACUCCACCGCCUACAGGAUCCACAACAUGAUGGCGUUCGAGGCGAUGCACAUUCGCACUGGGAACGACGUGACGGCGUACGUGUUGUUCGUCAAGGACCUCAUCAGCUCUGCCGACGACGUGCGCCUGCUAGGGAGGAAGGGGAUCCUGGAGCAUGACCUUGCCGAUGACGACGACGCUGUGGUGAGACUCUUCAACAGCCUCACCAGAGAUGUGUCCAAGAAUUGGGAGAGUCAUCUGUGCCGCGUGCGUGACGCCGUGGAGCACCACUACACCAGCAACCAUCUACGUGUCAUCCUCUAUGAGUCGUGGUCACACCUCAAGAGCAAGUACUUCAGGAACCCGUGGUCGCUCCUCGCCCUUGCCACUGCAAUCUUGCUCGUCGUCGGAGACAUCGUGCAGGCUGUGUAUGCAGUCAUAUCGUAUGAUCCUAACGAGGGCAAGCCCAAAAUACAUUAACCAGGAAAUGUUUCUCCUUUUUUGCAAAGAAUAAAAAGUGAAAUAAAACCAGAAAAGUUGUGUUACAUUUUGUGUGUGUGUGUGUGUGUGUGUGUGUGUGUGUGUGUGUGUGUGUUAGGCAGGUGAUAGUCUGACUACUUCUAUUGAUGGUAACAAGAGAUGGGAAUGUGGACUGCUACCUUCUUCUCAUUGUUUACUAUUACCGCAA